Caenorhabditis remanei is the source of this 1107-nucleotide messenger RNA. RefSeq lists its product as uncharacterized. NCBI's taxonomy places the organism in Eukaryota, Metazoa, Nematoda, Chromadorea, Rhabditida, Rhabditidae. The record is from RefSeq and is a predicted model, not a curated record. The transcript has 4 exons. Gene Ontology annotation, cellular component: nucleus. The coding region runs from base 1 to 1107 and encodes 368 amino acids.
AUGCAGUCUGAAAUGCGCAUGCCCAAACAAGAGCCCGUCGCUCGUCCACUCUGGGAAGAACUUCCAGUACCACCACACGUCGUCCUUCCUUCUCUGCCAAUUGAGAAUCCCGGUGCGCACAUGACAAUGCCUCAGUACCUGUUCGCAAUUCAAGCUCCAAAUGUGCAGGAGCAAAAGUGGGCGACUGUUGUCUCCAGAAACAGUAAGCAGUUGCUCGAGUGGAUCAUUCUGGACUCCAGCACCAAAUAUCCAAUGGAAGGUGCCAAGAAUAGAGCGAAUAUUCACAAAUGGUACUGCACAACAGCAGUUUCAGUGUAUAAAAGAACGGGACUUGUCGUGCAUCCCUCAAUCAUAAGGGAUUGCCUUCGAUCCGCAAAGCAGCACCUCUACAACCGCCUUCUGAAGCAUAUCAAAACGGAUAAGCUUUCCCCAAAGGAGGUGGAGGAGAAGCUCUGGGCAUGGCCGACUUAUCCAUUUGUAAAACCCUUCCGCACGGAGAAGAUGGAAAAGAAAAUGAGAUCGGCGAAUCUUGUUGAUGAAAAUGGAGCCCCGAUUGUGAUCGAUCUGGGCGAGGAUGAUAGUGACGACGAUGAUGAUGAGGAGCUCAUGCUACCAGCACCCGCCACACCAGCACCCGCCACACCAGCACCCGCCACACCAGCAUCUGUUAAACCCACAUUGCCUCUGAACGCCAUCAAGGCAGAGUAUUACUCAGCUACACCGGUCAAGCGUCGACAUGCUGAAGUUGUACCAGAUCAAUCAACAAUAGCCACUUCGUAUCUCCCUGCGACAAUGCCAAAAGCAUCAUUCGCUUUCAUUCCCGCCGAUCAGACCAUGGACACAUCCGGACCAAUGGAGCCAGAUUCGUCUGCGUCUGUUAACCCAGCUCCAUCGGAACAGGAUCUCCAAGACUUUGAAGCUGAUAUGAUGGCGAUUCAUCGUGAUGUAAUGCGGAAAGCCAGAAAGGAUCCAAAAAAGAUGGAUCUGAUUCGCGCGGCACACGCACAGAUGAUGGCUGAGAUCAACACCACCAAAACGAACGAUCUCGGAGAGAUGUUCAUGAAUGUUGGCAGAAGAAAUUUGGGAAAUGUCUUUAAUACCGACUAA